CUGGAGAAAUUAAACUUCAUCUUGUGGUCAUUAAUCAUGGAAAUAAUCAACUUAAUUUUGUUGAUCAUUUUCGAAUGCUUAGUAUGGACUUGUCACAGAGCAGCAAGUGCAAGGGACACACUGAAACCAGGAGACACUCUCAACUCCUCAAGUUCUUUGAUUUCUGCGUCGGGGAAUUUCAGUUUCAGUUUCUAUGUAUACAACGACGGUUCCAAAAACACCAGCUACAUAUCCAUCCAGCGCAACAAGGCCAACGGCAACAUUGCUUGGAUUGGCAACCCUGAAGCACCUAUUUGUACCCUCCAUCAGCAUUUCUUACCUUGGACAGGAAUAAUACCUUGAAAAUUAUGCGUCAAGGCGGAGAUUCUAAUCCAAUUGUGAUUUUCUCUGCUCGACAAACUACUAGGUCUACCAACAUAAGUAACAGUAAUGAUACUGUUGUGGCUAUCCUUUUGGAUUCGGGAAAUUUUGUACUACAAGAAGUGAACUCCGUGGAUGGAUCCCCAGAGCAGGUUUUGUGGCAAAGCUUUGAUUAUCCAGUAGACACCUUAUUAUCGGGCAUGAAAUUGGGUGUCAACCGUACGAAUGGCCAUGUUUGGUCGAUUUCAUCAUGGGAAACCGAAGAAAACCCUGUUCCGGGGCCUUUCACGCUUGAUUGGGACCCUACUGACCACCAAUUGAAGAUCAAGAAAGGUGAGGUGGUUUAUUGGACUAGUGGUGCAUUCACAAGUAGUACUAAUACAUUUGAGUAUAUUUUGCCUGAGGAGUCCAAGCUGUGGUUUAAUUUUAGCAUUGUUUCAAAUGAGAACGAAGACUACUUGACUUACACUGCUCUAGAUCUUGAUCAAGAUUCAGAAUGGGUGCUGAACAACCUGGGGAGACUUGGCAACCUAAACUUUGAAAUUGCACAAGCUGGGAAUUGUGACGGCUACAACACUGGUGGAGGGUGCAUGAGAAGGGACCGGCCACCGAAUUGUAUGGCAAAAUUUGGUGAUGAAUUUGAGGUCAAAAAUGGUUUCUUUAUACCAAGCAAUAUCAGCUCAAGAUCCCCCUACUGGUUUACCAGUAGUAGCAGUGAUUGUAAGGCUACUUGUUGGCAAAACUGUGACUGUGUUGGAUUCGACUUUCCACUUGAUGAUAAUACAAACACUAGUACAGGAUGCCGAUUUUGGAGUGCAGACUCUAAGUUCGUUGAAGAUUUCGCUGGAUCGGGUACUGCAAACAGUAGUUUUGCUUUGCCAAGAUUAAUCACGCCAUCAAAAUCACCACUGCGUAAAGAUAAUACUGCAAAUAAGUGGAUAUGGAUUGGCACUUCAAUUGCCAUUGCUCUAGUUCUUUGCAUUGUGUUCUAUCUACUACGAAGAAGAAGAUUAGCACUUUCUGCUGGCGAAAAUAUCACAAAGAUUCAGAACGAACUGCUCAACUUCAUGAGACCUAAUAGAGUUACGCAUCUUGCUCAUGGGAUUCAAAAUGAUGGGAAAAUGGAACAUCAUGAUUUAAGCGCAUUUAGCUACACAUCUGUCUUGGCUGCGACAUGCAACUUCUCCGAAGAAAACAAGCUCGGGCAAGGGGGAUAUGGACCUGUUUAUAAGGGUAAAUUGGUGACCGGACAAGAAAUAGCGGUGAAGAGGCUAUCAAAAUGUUCAGGGCAAGGAACAUCGGAGUUUAAGAAUGAAUUGAUCCUCAUAUAUGAACUCCAACAUACAAACCUUGUUCGGCUUUUUGGGUUUUGCAUUCAUGAAGAGGAGAGGAUGUUGAUAUAUGAGUACAUGCCUAACAAAAGUUUGGACUACUUUUUAUUUGACUCAACAAGAGGUUUGUUACUAGAUUGGAAGAAGCGUUAUGGUAUAAUCGAAGGAAUCACUCAAGGAUUGCUUUACCUGCAUAAAUACUCGAGAACAAAAGUAAUUCAUCGAGAUUUAAAAGCUAGUAACAUACUACUUGAUGAAAAUAUGAAUCCCAAAAUUUCUGAUUUCGGUAUGGCAAGGAUUUUCACCGAAAAUGAAUUGGAAGGAAAUACUAGUAGAGUCGUUGGGACGCGUGGUUACAUGCCUCCUGAAUCCAUUGAGGGAAUUGUUUCCGUAAAAUCUGAUGUCUACGGUUUCGGGGUGCUAAUGCUUGAAAUCAUAAGUGGUAGGAAGAACAGCAGCUUCUACAACGAUGAUCACGCGAUCAAUUUAGUAGGACAUGCAUGGGAGUCAUGGAAAGAUGGUGCAGCGCUGGAGUUAAUUGAUCCGAUACUUAUAGGCGAUUCAUGCAUAGCGGAUCAAGUAUUGAGAUGCAUCCAUGUCGGCCUACUAUGUGUCGAGGAAGAUGCAGCGGAUCGGCCGACCAUGUCGGAUGUUAUAUCUAUGCUGACAAAUGAAAGCUCACCAUUAGCGUUCCCUACAAAGCCAGCAUUUUUUGUUGGAAGGAAAAUGGCGGGGGCUGGUACAAGUGGGAAUCAGCAACUUGAAAUUGCAUCAGUAAAUGACAUGUCCAAUUCCGAUUUUGGUGCACGUUAGAGGGUGUUAUUCAUGCUUGGCGUGAGACUUCCGUCUCUUCAAGCUAUUAGUGAUGAUAUAAAAGUAUCAAAGUUUGAUGUUCAGGUGUGUUUGCUUGUAUGCUGUCACCUAUAAUAAAAGGUCUAGUAGCAAGUUGUGGAUUGUUUAGCGGUGAGAGCCUUUUUCUACAACAUUCUGAGUUCAAACCAUUUCCCUGUUAUUUGCGUAGAUUAGUGUAGACUAUCGCUUCAUUAUAACAUAAAAGAGUACAUAUAUAUUUAUACAUAUGUGUGUGUGUGUGUGUAUAUGCCUUGUGUGGA
Messenger RNA from Malus domestica (apple), 2803 nucleotides. Its product is annotated as G-type lectin S-receptor-like serine/threonine-protein kinase At1g67520. Gene Ontology annotation, cellular component: plasma membrane. Gene Ontology annotation, molecular function: ATP binding; protein serine/threonine kinase activity. Gene Ontology annotation, biological process: protein phosphorylation. NCBI's taxonomy places the organism in Eukaryota, Viridiplantae, Streptophyta, Magnoliopsida, Rosales, Rosaceae. The record is from RefSeq and is a predicted model, not a curated record.